Molecule: messenger RNA, 9137 nt
Organism: Erinaceus europaeus (western European hedgehog)
Lineage: Eukaryota; Metazoa; Chordata; Mammalia; Eulipotyphla; Erinaceidae
Gene: CBX5
Product: chromobox 5
Exons: 6
Coding region: 1-822 (273 amino acids)
Biological process (GO): negative regulation of transcription by RNA polymerase II; chromatin organization
Cellular component (GO): pericentric heterochromatin; nucleus
Molecular function (GO): chromatin binding
Source: RefSeq, a predicted model, not a curated record
AUGGUCGGGGUCCAGGGAGCAGAAGUGGAUUUUCUUGGCAAUAAGCGGACUCUGGGACUCCGGCCCCCUAUCCCCAAACUGAAGCGCUUCCGUGAAUAUCCCCGUCCUCCGCAGGGGGAGGGGAGCAGGAUUCGCCUAGUCUGUAGCACACCCCCACCCCAAUCCCCAGACCUGGCGGUGCCCUCCUACCAGACACCUCCACCGCACAACUCGGGCGGGGGCGUGGCCGCCCCCCACUUCCGUGGUUUCCGUAUUAAAACCAAACGGACAGCUGAUAGCUCUUCUUCUGAGGAUGAAGAGGAAUACGUCGUAGAGAAGGUGCUAGACAGACGUGUGGUGAAAGGGCAAGUGGAAUAUCUACUGAAGUGGAAAGGCUUUUCUGAGGAGCACAAUACUUGGGAACCAGAGAAAAAUUUGGAUUGUCCUGAACUAAUUUCUGAGUUUAUGAAAAAAUAUAAGAAGAUGAAGGAGGGUGAAAAUAACAAGCCCAGAGAGAAGUCAGAAACUAACAAGAGGAAAUCUAAUUUCUCUAAUAAUGCUGAUGAUAUCAAAUCAAAAAAAAAGAGAGAGCAGAGCAAUGAUAUCGCUCGGGGAUUUGAGAGAGGACUGGAACCAGAAAAGAUUAUUGGGGCGACAGAUUCCUGUGGCGAUUUAAUGUUCCUAAUGAAAUGGAAAGACACAGAUGAAGCAGACUUGGUUCUGGCAAAAGAAGCUAAUGUAAAGUGUCCACAGAUUGUGAUAGCAUUUUAUGAAGAGAGACUGACGUGGCAUGCGUAUCCAGAGGACGCGGAAAACAAAGAGAAAGAAACAGCAAAGAGCUAAAGAAAGGGCUGCUCUCCAACAUUUCUCUUUGUAUAUAAUACAUUCACCUCCCUGCCUCCUCUCCCUCUACCCACCCCCUUCAUCCUAAACACAUCGAUAAAAAUGUGCUUAUCACUGUGCUCCACAGGAGAAAUGUUGGUAUUGGUUCUCUUGUAACAUAACUGAUGGUCUGAUUCAUGAUAAGUGUCUCUGUGAAGACCAGGCAUUUAUUUACAUACUGUAUGUAAUUCUCAUGAGUUUUCUUUUGCCCAUAUCUCCUCCUCCUGCUCCCUUAACCAUCAAAUGAGUUCUAACUUUUUAAUCACCUUAGAAUCUUGAGCUUCUCUGGAUUGGAGAUUUUGUUACAACAAUGAUCAGUUUGGUUUCUUGAUUUGGUUGAUUUGUUGAUGACCAGCUGGCCUUUUGUUUUGAAAUGUUGGGAUGGAAAAGAUGUUGCCUAUCUUUUUAAAAAGCCAGUAGCAACUGCCUACCUGUUGGGGUUUUCCCAGCUUUAAUCUGCUCUACCCAGGAGAAUACAGGGCUCUUCGUGUGGUCUUCUGGGCCACCCUUUAUUGUUCAUUCACACUCAUCCUCCCUGAGUAGCUCCAUCCUUUGGAGGACUUCAAAUGUUACAAUGCAGUUUACCAAGGCACUCCUUUUAGCCGCAGGUCUUUUGACCUUGUUUCUUAGUAACCCCUGCUUCUGCUUCUGUAAGGUGGUGCCCUCUGUCAUAAAAUGACAAAAUUACUAACUGGAGAUUUUUAGUUAGUAUAUGAGGAUGAUGGGGUAGGAUACAGCUGUCUUUAUAUUAUCACAUCUGGCAGGCAUCUGUGUAUUAUAUAUAUUAUUGCCUUCCAUCCCUCAUUUUGGAUUCUAUAUUUAAUAUUUGUAGGUGUGAGUGACUGCCUGGUGCUUGUUUGUGCCAAGGUGCUAGGCACCCUCCAACUCUGCCAACUUUGUGGCCUCCCAAAGCAUUCCUGUUACCAAAGAGGCUUCAGACCUGACCCUCGCUUCUCAGUGGUCUCGUUUCCCCUUCAUGCCAUUAUUUUCAGUGGGGAACUCAUGGAGGGGAACUGUUGGCCACAGUAUCAAUUUUGAAUAUUCAUAACAUUUAUAGUCCAACAUUUUCUGUUUUGUUAACUUGGGUUUACCACCAAUAGUCUCCAGUGUUAAUUUUUUUUUUUUCUACCCUCUAAAUUUUGGUUAUAUUCUUAUUUCCAGAGUGACAGGUCCUGGUGUUGGCAUGUUGACACAGCCCCACUCAACAAAUUUGCUCUUGUUUAGCUUCUUGUUUUGUAAAUAUACCAAGAAAAUGUUGUUCUCAUCAUACCAUUCUAGCUUUGAACCCCCUCCCCCCCAAAUGUCCCACUUCUCUGCCCUUUUCUUCUGGUAGUUGGGGUGAGGGUGGAGGAUGGAGCUAGAGAAACAAGACUAAGAGAGAAUUUCAGGGCGGUGCUGGUUUUUUUUGUUUGUUUUUUUCCCCUUUUCCAGAGCACUGUUCAUUUCUGGUUUGCAUGGGGGGUUGAACCUGGGACUUUGGAGCCUCAGGCAUUUGCAUAGCAUUAGUAUAUCUACCCUGUUAAAUUUGUAGAGUUUUGAUCAUCUUUGUCCCAGCCCAAAGCUGAGGAAAAAAGAAUAAAUGUUUGAAAUAGCCUUAACUCUAGAGUUCAUUAGUCGUUGAAGUUAUUUUUGUUAGUGCUUUUGAUUUUAACGUCAUACUGCUUGCUGUCUGUUCAGUAGCAUUCAAAUAUUUCUACAUUAUUCAGACUUAUGAGAAUGAGUAGAUUGCUCCGGUUUACAGAUGAGCCAAAUAAUAGGAAAUCACAUACCCAUGCAUAGCUUUUGUUAACAUUGACUCUCUGUUCAGCUGCUGAUUGAAAUCUGUGUGCUUAUAUAAAUUAUGUCCAGAAUUAUAAUGCACAGUUGAGUAGACAGCUGUUGCUGCCAUGACAUGACAGACUAGAACAAUGAAGCUUUUGGUUUAAGUGAUCUGGGAAAAUCUUUUUGAAUUGUAAUGUGAUUGGGUAAGAACUCAGCACGUACCUCAACUAGGCAGGAGUAUUAUCUCCAUCUUCCCUCUCUGAAAGAAUUAAAGGCCUACAUCAGGAGCUGGGUAAUUGAUAGUUGUUAGUACUUAAACUGAUAGAUAUCUGAAAGAGAAGAGUGGUCAGAAAAUAAAUUGGUCAGAGAAGUAACCAAGGAGAUCAGCUACAUCAGAGAAGAUAGGAGAAAGCUAAAACAGGCCCGGCAAGGAGGCUUCUCAAUUUGCAGGGAAGAAAAUGAUUGUGUCAUGUAGUCAGUGUGUGUUUUCUCAGGAGCUGACAGACAGCAUGUAAAACUACCGUGACCACAUAUUCUUUUUUUUAUGCCUCCAGGCUUAUCGAUGGGGUUCGGUGCCAGUACGACCAAUCCACUGCUCCUGGAGGCCAUUCCCCCCCCCCCUUUUUUUUUGCCCUUGUUGUUAUUGCUCUAGGAUAGGACAAAAAGAAAUCAAGAGAGGAGGGGAAGACGGGGGGGAGAGAAAGAUAGAUAGUUUGCAGACCUGCUUCAAUGCCUGGGAAGCGACCCCUUGUGGGUGGAGUGCUUGGGGCUCGAACUGGUAUCCUUACGCCAGUCCUUGAGCUUCGUGUCAUGUGCACUUUAACCCGCUGCCCUAACACCCGGCCCCCCCAUGACCACAUAUUUUUAAAAGUCAAAAUCUAGCAUGUGGACAGUGAACAGAACAAAGUUAUUUGGUACAGAGGUUGGUACUAAGAAACCUGGGAUACGUGGGUACCACAGUUACAAGUAAUAUUUAAAUAAUUGUCAAUCUUAUUUCCUCCUCCCUCUUUGUAUCUAUUUGAAUGGAAAAAAAAAAUAGUUGAGAGUGGUGAAAUCUCAACGUGUUGAAGGCUCCAGUUCCACCAAAAAGAAAAAAAAAAAAUUCAGUUUGAUUUCCUUUUAACAGAAUAACUCUGGAAUCACAUACUUAUCAUCCCUUACCUUACUCUUUACUCCAUCUUUUUCUGUCCAUAAUUACUGUAAUCCUGACUGUGUUCUGAUUAUGUCAAAAUAAAUGUUGGCCUUUCCCUUUCUACCUUCAACUGCUCCUAUAGGAAUGUAAGGAACCAGAGACCAAGGCUGGUAUUAGCCCUCAACAGAAAGGAAACCAGAUGACUUUCUGGCAUUUGUUAGUCUGAGUUCUGGACUGUCCUAGGCCUUAGAAAGCUGAAACUUCAAACAGGAAUCUGUUUUCAUGGGCUUUCUCCUUACAAAAGAGUUAAUAGACAGGGAGCAGCCAGUCUAAACUAUCUAGGUCUCUGUGCUUGAAGUAUACUAUCUCUCUGUCUAGUCCUCUCUCAUAGUGUCUUUCUGAUUCUGAUUUACAGCAAUCGGCAUCUAAGGCCUCUUUCCCAGGGUGUAGCAGAAGUUUGCCUACCAGACCCUUUCAGGGUUAGUGUAACCACUUUCCUUAGCCUGGGGCUGUGCAGAUGUCCUCAUGUUGAGACCGGUGUUAGGAAUGUUGGUUCUCCUGCAAGCAACUCCCUCCUUCCCCCUUCCUUCCUCCCCCUCCCUCUUUUGACAGGGUGAGAGAUCACUGAAGCUUUCUUUAAUUCAGUGAGGGUCACACACAUGACAAAGCGGCACACCUUUCAAGUGAGCUGUUUUGCUGUCCUGGAAGCACCCAUUUUGAGCUGGAAGAGAGGCAGAUCAUUUUAUUACUUGAUUUGUCUGCCCAGGAGAGCAUUUGAACCUGUGAUGCUGCUCAGCAUGGCUGAGAUGGCUGUUGACUAUUCCCCAGAUGCAGACUACUCUGUUACUGGUGAAAGGUUACCAUGCUCUCAGAAUUUGGCUAGUUCACUUAUUCUUAACAGUUGUCAGUAGUGUGCUCUAGCCACUCCACAGUCGAUUUUCCUUAUAUUUAGGUCAAAUUAUAGCCUUGGGGAAGAUACUUGGGGUCUUCAUCUUAUGACUUUGUUGAUUUUUUUUUUUAAUUUAGUUUUAAGAGAGACAGAUAAAGAGAGAAACACCAGAGCAGUGCUGAGCUCUGGCUUAUGUUGGUGUGUGGGGGGGAUCGAACCUGGGACUUAGGAGCCUCAAGCAUGAGAGUCUAUUUGAAUAACCAGUAUGCUGUCCCCCCCCCACCUGAUUUUGUUGAUUUUUGUGUAAGACCUAAGACACAGUGAGGUAUUGGGGGGGGGAUAACUAGGGGGAGGGUAUUCUGUGUUUGAACUGGGGAAAUGGAUUUGUCUUAACUCUUAGAAUUUGAAUUCAGGACCUUCAGAAACUACUUUGCAGUGACAUGAAAAUCCUAGGAGGGAAUAUGUCAUUAGAUUUUGAAAUACGGAAAGUUCACCCUUCACCUAUAACUUCAUUGUUUUGGUUUCAAUGCUUAGAGUAAAGAAGUAUAGUGUUGUGGUUUGUUGCCUUAUUUAUUCGAUCAGUAAGCAACACACUGGUAUCUCGGCAGCGCUUGUACCCACUGUGUUUCAGCUGCAUGCUGGCAUUUAUCAAUUACAAAAGCUUGCUUUCAGGAACCAGGUAGUGGUGCACCUGGUUGAGCGCACAUGUUAUAGUGCAUAAGGUAACAGGUUAGAGCCCCUGGUCCCCACCUGCAGUGGGGAAGCUUCACGAGUGGUGAAGUAGUGCUGCUGGUGUGUCUGUCUCUGUCCCUCUCUAUCACCCUCUUCCCUCUCAAUUUCUGGCUGUCUCUAUCAAAUAAAUUAAAGAUAACAACAACAAAAAACAAAACUUAAAAUUACUCAAAAGUAUGCUUUCAAAAAUAGAGAUGUUAUCUACCUUGCACCCAAGAAUGUAUACUAUCCUGAUUAAUGGUGGCGAGUUUAUGUUGAGCAGACUUUGUUCCAUCCACAUUAGUCUGUGUUAACAAUUCAUUCAAUAAUAUGUUUUGGUCCUGUGGCUACAAAGUUGGAGGAAAGAUGCAGUCCCUGACCUCAAAAGCGCUUUCAUAGUGUUGUGGGCAAACUGCCCAUUAAUAAUUCAGUUUAAUAAAUCUUAUAAAUGGUUACACAUUUCUAAUUUGGGGACAGGAAAAGAAAAAAAAAUGAUGUGAGUAUAGUUUGUGGCCCUAAAAUUAGGAGAGUGACACUUGGCCUUAAAUAUGUAACCUUGGGUUAAAUAAGUUAGCUGGCUGUCGAGAUGCCACAAUCAGGGCUUCUUUUAUGUCAGAGUAUAAAGACAACUGAAGGCUAACUGGAAAUGCUGCUCUUCAUGAGAGAAGAUGACAGGUGAAUAGAGAUUGAGAUUCCCCUUGGUUUGGGUCUGUUUUAGGUUCCUUGCCAAAGCAGUUUAGAGUAUACUUAAUCCUUAUUAGUGCAGAGUGCUACCUUGCAGACUCAGUCAUCUGUUAGUGUAACAUUCAUUCUUGCAAGGAUUUCUGUUAGAGUGACUUGCACCGAUUUCAGUUUCUCCUCCCUUUUGGAGGAAUUAGCUUGAGACUGACCGUAAGCCUAAAAUUGGUACCUAUUUAGAUUUGCUUUGGGCGGGGGGGGGGGGGUUUGGGUGUGCAGGUACAUCUUUUAACACCUGGGCCUCUGUUCUGGGGAAGGUAGUUUUCUUGAGCACUUGAGGGUGAUUUCUAAGCAGAGACUUACUGCCGUUUUGUGGAAACCACCAGAAAGGCACACACACCUUGGAGCUUCAGAUUCAAUCCAACUAAGGGAGGUGUAGGCUAAGGCCUGACAGGGUUGAAGGACAAGCCUUAAGCAGUUUCUUAGUUCUGAUCCUUGUGACCACCAGAAAAAGAUUUGUUCCUCUGCUGGAUAACUGAGAGUUGACUGACUUUGAAAGUUUAAAACCCCAGAAGUAAAUUCUAAACUGUCCAGGAAAAUGACAAGUUGAUAAAAGCAAUGCUAGUUGCUUCUUGCUUGAGUUGCAUUUCUUGAAUUUUAAUCUACCUCAUUUUGUCUCAAGUUGCUUUGACUUGUCAUCACCACUUGAGUAUCAUGCUUGCCUUGGGUUGCUUUUGAAGGUGGGAUUCAACCUAUUUGCCAAUAGCAUGCUCUCUUGCCUUUUCAUCCUGAACUCAUUUCACCUUCUUCUCGUGGCUUCUCUGUUACAGAAAUGUUUGAAAAUAGUUUUAAAAUCUUGGUUUAUAAGGAAGUGUUUGUUCUAAUGCUAUUUGUCUCUAAGGUCAGUAGAGAAGGAGUUAAAAAUGGUGUUGUGGGGAGGGCACAGACAAGGGAAGAGCCAUUAAUUAAGACGAUUUCAAAGUCAACUGAUUGUGACCAUUAAUGUCACAAUAGAUCAAAACCUAAUUAUCACAGCCUAGGUAAGAGCCAUCAGUAUUAAUCGGAAAAUCUAAUAGGAAACUAUUAUCAAGAAAUUAGACCAAAUUGAAUGCAGUGAACUUUUUAUCUUGUCAUUCUUUCUCUGUCUCUCUCUCGUGAUGUCCCCUGGCAUUGGCAAGUGUGACCCUUAUAUUUGAUACAGGCCCCAGUGGCCAGUUUGUCACACUUUGUGAGAAGUUUCAAAUGUAGACUGAAUCUGAACUGUCAUUGCUGCUUUAAUCAGUCUUGAGCUUUCUCAUCACCUGGACUUAUUUAGCAUGAUCAGCAGUCAGGGAAAAAAGGUUUAUAUUUAGGACUUGUAAUAGUUGGCCUUUUAUGAGACUCAAGUAUCCCAAGUGGACAUUAUAUAUCAGCUGUUGUGCUGAUAAAUCAUUCUUUCAGCGUCUGUUGUGUGUAGUUCUGCUGCUUUCGCUGCUUCUUGGGGUACAGAGGACAGGAAUGGGAAGGGCCUCUUCCCUGGAGAUUUUUCAAAACCUGAGGAAACUUGAGUUUAAUCUUGUCAUAGAACUUUAAAAAACUCAGUCCGUUUCUAGCAUCUUUAUGAUUUGUUUCUAAAUCAGGGCUGAGUGUGUCUUGUUUUCAUCUGAUUUUUGAAUCAAGGAUUAGCAUGGUUUCUACCAAAAUACAGUGUCAAUUCAAAAAAGGGAGAUAGUGUGAGGCUGUUUUGCUUUUACUCAAAAGGUUAUGUCUCUAGCAGGAAGAACAAAAUAUUACCAGAAUCUCUGAGAAACUAAAAGAAAUACUUUGUCUUAUCUCCCUAAGUGGAAAAGUAGGAAUCACCAUUUAUAGUCUUACUCUUAAGAUAGAUGCCAAUGAAAAUGCUACACCUCUGGAAGUUGAGUUGGGACAGAAAGGUUAGAAAGGCGUUGCUCCCGGCUGUUGGGGGAGAGACCAGAAGCACUAGGAAGGUGUUUGGUGGUGCUAGGAUUCCUGUGCUUGCUCCCAGCUUAGCCUGUAGAGAAUACUGCUGCUGCCAUUGUUAACCUUUCCCAGUGUCCCUGCAGUCCCAGCCACUGCUGAGAAGAUAGCUCUCCCCUUGUCCCCUUGAAUAUGCUGUUGCUUCUGGGCCAUUGAGAACUUGGGAUACUCAGUACAGAACUUUAGGAAACCAGUGUGACAGUAUAAAGUGGAUGCUUUUUGACAAAAAAAUAUAUAUCCUUAGUGAUGAGAAUGUUUUCUCUUCAAAACAUCCGUUAACAUGACUCUCAGAAGCAGUUGAUUUCUCCAAGGAGUGUUUAUUCUUCAUAUUUAGUGGGCCCUAAUUUGUGUGUGGGUUGAUUGAGUCCAUCUAAUUUGCAGACUGAGGUGAGCCCACCAACUUCCUUUUGUUCCUGAGUGUAAUUGAAGACAUAAAAUGCUUUAGGGAGUGGAACAAGAACUGAGUGGAUGCUGACUGUGUGCCAACCUCCUUAACUGAUUGGUAAUGGCUGACCUUGGGCAAGUCACUUCUUCCAAUGCCUCAGUUCCCCAUCUGUCAAAUGGGGGUAAUAAUACUGACCUACCUCACGGGGGCGUUGUGAGGCACUGUAAAUCCAAGUUGAUAGAAUACUCUGGGGUCCUUGGUGGAAGAUGCCUAGAUCUGAAGUCUAGGCCUGACACAGACUUUAAGGUCAAACUACUUAGUGACCUCAGUGAGUUUUCUGCCUUCCCCCACCCUCAUCAAAGCUGCUAGUUCAGAUGUUGACAGUGUUUUUGUAAAUGUUGGAGUCUAAAUAGUCCAGACUUUUAAGGUGUCAUGGGGGAAGGCACUUAGUAUUCUGUUUUGCAUCCAUAAAGGGACUGUUUCUGGCCCAAGAAUAUUAGAUUAGGGAGUAAUGAGACAGGGAUGUUACUGUUUGCUUCUCUCUGCAGGUUAGAAAUGAAGGUCUCAUUUCCUUGGGACAGACAUGGACUGUCUCAGGAGCAAAACAAACUCAGUGGGUUUGAUCUGUGUUGUUGCUUAGCCCCGGACUUAUCCCUGUAAUUCGUGGUUUCUGUACCCAAGCCUUCACCUCCCCAGCUGGUUCAUUAAACAACUAUUUCUUGUUACCCACCAAAAAGAAAAAG